AUGGACAAUAUGGAAGGAGAUGGACACAAUCAAACACUAGUCUCUGAAUUCAUUUUGUUAGGACUGACAGAUAAUCACAAGCUGAAUAUUCUUUUCUUUAACAUUAUUUUAUUAAUGUAUUUUGUGACAAUAAUAGGCAAUGUGGGUAUGAUCAUUUUAAUUUGCUGCUGCACCAAACUUCAUAAUCCCAUGUAUUUCUUCCUUGGUAAUUUAUCAUUUUCAGACUUAUGUUACUCUUCUGUAAUCACUCCAAAGCUGAUGACCAACUUGUGUUCUGGCCAAAAGAUGAUAUCCUUUAAAGGGUGUGUCUCACAGCUUUUCUUUUUUGCGCUGUUUGUGGGUGCAGAGUGUUUUCUGGUGACUGUUAUGUCCUAUGACCGCUAUGUGGCAAUUUGUAAUCCUUUAUUAUAUGCAGUUAUCAUGAGCCAAACGCUUCGGGUUAAGCUGGUCGGAGCUGCUUACUCUGGGGGAAUACUUACCUCAAUAAUACACACUAGCUGCACUUUCAGUAUGACUUUCUGUGGCUCAAACAAAGUCAACCAUUUCUUUUGUGACAUCCCACCACUUCUAAAACUCUCCUGCACUAACACCUUUAUCAGUGAACUUUUUAUGUUUCUCUUGUCUAGUACCCUCGGAGGCUUGUCUGCAACAGUUAUCAUGUUUUCCUAUACUAAAAUAAUAUCUGCAAUCCUGAGGAUGCAGUCUCCAGAAGGAAGACAAAAAGCCUUCUCCACUUGUUCCUCUCACUUACUAGUAGUCUCUUUAUUUUUUGGCACAGCCAUCUUUCAGUAUGCAAGGCCAAUUUCUAGUUACUCAGUCCAGAAGGACAAAGUCAUUUCUUUAAUCUAUACAGUUGUUAUUCCCAUGUUAAAUCCAAUCAUUUACAGUCUUAGAAAUGCUCAUGUGAAAGAUGCCUUUAUUAGUGUAAUAGAUAUAACUACUUUAUGCAAAUAG
Molecule: messenger RNA, 954 nt
Organism: Nanorana parkeri
Lineage: Eukaryota; Metazoa; Chordata; Amphibia; Anura; Dicroglossidae
Product: olfactory receptor 1019-like
Exons: 1
Coding region: 1-954 (317 amino acids)
Biological process (GO): sensory perception of smell; G protein-coupled receptor signaling pathway
Cellular component (GO): membrane
Molecular function (GO): odorant binding; G protein-coupled receptor activity; olfactory receptor activity
Source: RefSeq, a predicted model, not a curated record